GCGAAACGUAUCACGUGAUUUACGAUUUACCCAAUUAGCUUCUUUUAAACAGUAUUUUAUGUAUUCUUUCAAAGGUAACAUUGUUGUGUGUAAAAUUUAAUUGACUAACAUUUAAUAACAAUAGUGUUUAGACAAGAAUCUUUCUAAGAACAAAUGGACUUGGACAUUUCUUAUAUUGAGCCUUUACUUGACGAAUGGUUAGAAGAACUUCAAUUAAUCAUUAAAGUACAAGAAAAAUUAAUCAAGUCUACGGACGAAUUUUAUAUGCCAUAUAUAGCUGUACCAAUUCCUAUUGUCAAUGCAAUAUAUAAAAUAACAGAGUAUCUUCAUUUAGAACGAGAUAUUAGAUAUAUUACUAUUCACUUAUAUGAUAAAUUUAUGUGCAACUAUUUCUGGGAAAUGUAUAAAAAAACUGAUGGCACGCAAAGUUCUUGGUCACAAAUUUGUAAAAGCAUAUCAAGUCAUUCAAUAUUGUAUCUCAUGUCCUGCUUACAAUUGGCAUAUAAAAUGAAUUCACAUUUAAACAACUUGAAAAUACCGCAAGUACUUGGUAUUUUACAACGCCUAGAUAAAAAAUCUGUAUAUACACGCAAGAUAAUUGUUUCAUCAGAAUUUAAGGUAUUUAAAACUAUUGGAUUCAGAAUGCCACUUUAUACUCCGUUAAAUUGCAUAGAAAUUCUACUGGCUGCAACAGGCCUGAAGGACACUCCAAGGAUGCAAGAACUUACUAUAGAUUUAUUGGAUUUAUUUUAUCUGCAGAGAAAGAAAUUAUACUCCCAUUUGCAAUGUUUAAUCCAAGGAUAUAUUGCAAGAACUAUAGAAGAGAAGAGGAGUCUUAUGGCAUUAGAAUCAAAUGUAUUAUUUUUAGGAGCUUCUGUAAUUCUUUGUGGGACAUUUUUCUUAUAUGUAAAGAGUGAAACGAUAGACGUUAUUGCUAUAAAAUUAUCACAGUUGGUAGAUAUAAAAGUUAAUAAUAUUUGGGAUAUGGCUAAUAUUCUUCUCACAAUGGCAAUUCAAGAAUAA
Molecule: messenger RNA, 1023 nt
Organism: Frieseomelitta varia
Lineage: Eukaryota; Metazoa; Arthropoda; Insecta; Hymenoptera; Apidae
Exons: 5
Coding region: 154-1023 (289 amino acids)
Biological process (GO): reciprocal meiotic recombination
Cellular component (GO): site of double-strand break
Source: RefSeq, a predicted model, not a curated record